AUGGGGAGGGAGGAGCGAGGCGGCGGCGAGGAGGCGGCGCCGUCGGGGAACCUGGUGGUGGAGGACGAGGUGGAGGAGUUCUUUGCGAUCCUCCGCAGGAUGCAGGCCGCCUCGAGGCAGCUUUCCGGCGUUGGAGCGGCGGCUCCUAGCGGCCGUAUCCCGCCGGUCGGCGCCAGACAGCAGGCGCCGGAGGAGGAGAAGAGGAGCCUUCGCAGAUGGCUGCCGGCCUUCGAGUGGGAGGACUUCGUCGAAGAGGGCGAUCGAAAGAUCGCCGGUGUCGGCGUAUCAGGAGAGAUGUCGUCGGCGACGUCGGCGCCGACUUCGGCGAGGGUUGAGGAGGAGGAGCAAGAGGAGGAGGAGCAGAGGGGGGCGCAGCGCGGUAUCUCCGUGUUCCUCGACCUGAACGCCGAUCCAGAAUAA
Molecule: messenger RNA, 420 nt
Organism: Spirodela intermedia
Lineage: Eukaryota; Viridiplantae; Streptophyta; Magnoliopsida; Alismatales; Araceae
Source: the annotation of a GenBank genome assembly